GGCGCCCUAGGCCUUCCUGCUGCGGUGUGGACACGGGCCCCGUGUGUGGGUGAAAGAGACUGCUUUGACCCUGUGGUGCCUCCGCAGCCAGCGAGAAGAAAACGCAUUUUUCCACAUCUACUGGAUCCAGUGACUUCUGUUACCAGCGACAUGGCAGUGCCAGGUUGCAACAAGGAUAAUGUCAGAGCUGGCUGUAAAAAAUGUGGCUACCCUGGUCAUCUGACCUUUGAAUGCCGCAAUUUUCUUCGAGUAGACCCCAAACGGGACAUAGUGCUCGAUGUCAGCAGUACAAGCAGUGAAGACAGUGAUGAAGAGAAUGAAGAACUAAAUAAAUUGCAAGCAUUACAAGAGAAAAGAAUAAAUGAAGAAGAAGAAAAGAAAAAAGAGAAAAGCAAAGAGAAAAUCAAAUUGAAGAAAAAGAGGAAAAGGUCUUAUUCCAGUUCCACUGAAGAGGACUCUUCAAAACAAAAGAAACAAAAAUGUCAGAAGAAGGAAAAGAAAAAAGAAAAAAAGAACAAAUCAAAAAAAGGGAAACAUCACAAAAAGGAAAAAAAGAAGAGAAAAAAGGAAAAGCAUUCUUCUGCCCCUAAUCGUUCUGAAUUCAGUAAAAAGUAACUGAAACUGUAACCUAAGUCGUGAAAUUUAAAAAUUCAUUUGCUCUUCCUUGGAACGUAUUGUAUAAUUAUGCUUUGCAGUAAAUCCCCCGCUUUUCCGUAUGUAUAUUUUUCAUAUGUAGAACCAUCAUCCCUCUGGCUUUAUGUCAGUCUUGUUACUUAAUAGCCAUACUUCAGGACAUAGAUAUUUGUACAUACAAAACACAUUUUUAGUA
Dipodomys ordii (Ord's kangaroo rat) is the source of this 829-nucleotide messenger RNA. It is a transcript of the gene Srek1ip1, whose product is annotated as SREK1-interacting protein 1. Gene Ontology annotation, molecular function: nucleic acid binding; zinc ion binding. The coding region runs from base 151 to 615 and encodes 154 amino acids. The transcript is spliced from 5 exons. The record is from RefSeq and is a predicted model, not a curated record. NCBI's taxonomy places the organism in Eukaryota, Metazoa, Chordata, Mammalia, Rodentia, Heteromyidae.